This is a messenger RNA of Callorhinchus milii (elephant shark), 3803 nucleotides long. RefSeq names its product phenylalanine hydroxylase (gene pah). Lineage: Eukaryota; Metazoa; Chordata; Chondrichthyes; Chimaeriformes; Callorhinchidae. Gene Ontology annotation, biological process: L-phenylalanine catabolic process; L-tyrosine biosynthetic process. Bases 153 to 1499 code for a protein of 448 amino acids. Gene Ontology annotation, molecular function: iron ion binding; phenylalanine 4-monooxygenase activity. The transcript has 13 exons. The record is from RefSeq and is a predicted model, not a curated record.
AGUACAGAGAGGAGCUAAUAGCACCCUAUCUGCAACCCAGGCAAGCAAUUGAGGGGAUUUUCACCAGCAUUGAGACUCAGAACCCAGAAGCGUUUUAUAGGCUUCACUCACAAGUCACAGCUGAGAAAUUUUAAACUCAAACUCACCGUGCCAUGGACCAAGGAGUGAAAAAGAUCAAUGGAGAGCUUCCUCAGGGAUCGGUGUACCUUGAGGAAAAGUCUAUUAAGAGUGGAGUAACAUCCCUUAUUUUUUCCUUAAAGGAAGAGGUGGGAGCUUUGGCCAAAGCCCUGCGACUGUUUGAGGAGAAAGGCAUCAACCUUACACACAUUGAAUCCAGACCUUCCCGACUCAAGAAAGGAGAGUACGAAUUCUUUAUCAACAUGGAUAGUAAAAAUACUCCUGUUUUUGAAGAAAUCCUUCUUGGUUUGCAUCAAGAGAUCAGUGGGACAGUCCAUGAACUCUCACGGGCCAAGAAGAAGGAUACAGUUCCAUGGUUUCCUCGGACAAUGCACGAUUUGGACAGAUUUGCAAACCAGAUCCUGAGCUAUGGAUCCGAGCUCGACGCAGAUCACCCUGGAUUCACAGACCCUGUGUAUCGAUCCCGAAGGCAGGAAUUCGCUGAUAUCGCUUACAACUACAGACACGGUCAACCAAUUCCUCAAGUUAAGUACACAGAGGAUGAAGUAAAGACCUGGAGUACUGUAUUCCGGGAGCUGAAGACAUUGUAUCCAACCCAUGCCUGCCAGGAACAUAACUUUGUGUUCCCUUUGCUGGAGAAGUACUGUGGCUAUCGUGAGGAUAAUAUUCCUCAGCUCGAGGACAUCUCCAAAUUUUGCAAUGUGAGCACUUGCACAGGAUUCUCUCUGCGUCCAGUUGCUGGUUUACUGUCCUCCCGAGAUUUCCUGGCUGGCCUUGCAUUUCGUGUUUUUCAUUCCACACAGUACAUCCGUCAUGGUUCAAGACCUAUGUACACACCAGAGCCGGAUGUUUGUCAUGAAUUGCUAGGACAUGUCCCUCUUUUUGCUGAUCCAAAGUUUGCCCAGUUUUCACAGGAGAUAGGACUUGCAUCUCUAGGUGCCCCAGAUGAAUACAUUGAGAAACUUGCAACAGUAUAUUGGUUCACUGUGGAAUUUGGACUGUGCAAACAGAAUGAUGAAAUCAAGGCAUAUGGAGCAGGAUUGUUGUCUUCUUUUGGAGAACUGCAGUAUUGUUUAUCAGAUAAACCUGAGAUUUAUCCCUUUGAUCCUGAAAGGACCACCCUUCAUAAAUACCCAGUCACAAAUUUCCAACCGAUCUAUUUUGUCGCUGAAAGUUUUGAAGAUGCAAAAGAAAAAGUGAGGAAAUAUGCUGCAACUAUCCCUCGUCCCUUCUCUUUUCGUUAUAAUGCUUACACCCAGACUAUUGAAGUUCUGGACAACAUUGAACAAUUGAAAAACCUGGCUUCCAGCAUUAGUGGUGAAAUGGGAAUCCUCUCCAAUGCACUUAAGAAGCUUGAGUGAAGAUUGCAAGUGAAAUACAUCAGCUGCAAAAGCCAUUAUUAAUAUGAAUCUUACCAUAGGAACUUUUUAAAUAAAAAAUGCGUAAAUGCCAUUUAGCCCGUGUAAAGAUUGCCUUUAUCCUAAACGUUAUCCAAUUAACUCAAUCUUUGGAGGGGAGUAAUCAAACCCCAGGUAUAACCUCUGGCAAGAUGACAAAUGUACAGAAUGUAAAAUCUCUUGCUAGCCCCAGAAGAUAAUGAAGUUGAUCUCCAUUAUUGGGAAACCACACUAUUUAACAUGGAUACUUCCAUUCCUGGAAUGAUACUCCCAACAUUCAAGCAAUUCGUAUUGGUUUUCUAAAGAUUAUUUCUUCAUCUAUGUCUAUCCUUGUCCUAAUUAUUAUUAUUAUUAUUAUUAUUACAUUCUUAUGCAAAUAUUGAAUCCAGUUUAUGUUUAUGUAUGUGUAUAUACCCCUGCUGAUGAGAACUAAACCAAUUUGGCCCCAGCAGUUACAUUGGUGUGGAACGGAAAUCCAGCCUUUUAUUUCCCAUUCCAUAUUGUUUUUCAAUCGAACCGAAUGACUAAGUACCUGAUUUUGGAGUUUUAAUCUACUGUAUAUUGUAAUAAUACUCUGGUGUUUCAUUAAUCAUUUAAAAAGUCAUGCAAUCACCUAUUUAAUAACAAUUGAAAUAGUAUAAUCAAAGUUCCAGAAUGGGGCAACGAGAUUUGCACUGGCUUGUGUGAAACCGAUGAGUUAAUGAAACCUCCUCCACCACAAUUCACCACUUUCUUCACCCCAUUUGCACUGCAUGUUGAGUGGUGAAUCACUGGCAACAUGUAUAUAUAGGCAUGUAUAUAUUAAACAGGGUUUAAUGUAUAAUUAGAUGCAGUUAGAUGCAUCCUAGUGCUUGAUCAACUUUAGGUCAUUAGAGAUUCACAAUGACUGCAUAAGGUAUAUAAUUUGGCUAAUCAUGCUUAAAUCACGUUAUCAUAUACAUUUAUUCCACUAGUUUAUUUCAAUCUGGGUCGGUUUCCAUUUUAAAACCCAUCUUCCAUCUCCCACUCCUUGGUCUGUCUACUUACCAGAUUUAGUUUUCUCUAAAAGCUAUUAACUUCUUCCAUGCCACCUAACCACAAAGCAUGUUAUUAUAAAGUAAUUUUUUCCAUUUUGUUCUUGAAUACUGGAAGCAACAUUAAAUGCAGAAUUCCACAAAACCACACUAGCUGCUGCCCUCAAUCAAUCAUUAUUGAGUUGUGAUUCACAUGCCAUAUGGCAAGUUAUUGACAAAAUGUUGACAGAUACAGUAUGUUUUCCUGGGCUCUUCGAUUCAUGGACUGUUGCCUGUGAUCUCGCCACUCUUUAGCCCCCACUGCACAGGUUUGUACUGUGGGCACAGCCUCUGUGUGUCUUUAUUACAGUAUAUUAAUUCCUUCCAAAUGCAAACUGUUCAGCUGCUGCUACCGCUGUGUGAGAAUAAAGUCCAGUCAUUAACGUGAAGGUACCACCUGGGACCCCUUUGAACAGAAUUACACUUAUGCAAAAUGGCAUCAUUUUAAUGCUUUGAACUCCACACUCACUUAUUUUGUAUUUCUAUAAAAGCCUUCAUAUGAUGCAACAUUCAUUCGUCAAAGUAACCACUGUUAUAUUUCCCCCGUUGUUAUUAAUUGAUACACCGAUAAAUUGAGAGUAUUAACAAUAAAAUAUAGCAUGUGACUCGGUGAUAAAAGGUUUCUUAUCCGUUCUAAGACCUUAGACUGACAUGGAGGGUACAGGAAAACAUGUAAUAUAAAAAAAGCUUUAGUGUUUUUGCUCUGAGAAUUACAAACACAUUUAUGUAGCAAUUGCAAGUUAGAAAAGGCAAAGGAUUUCUCAAACUAGUGUUUUAUGUUAGUUUAACUGAGUUUAAUUCUGUUAAGAUUUAUAAUAUAUUGCAUUUUCCCUCUGUCAAAACAGUGUAAGUGAGUCUUGCUAUGGGUUAAACUCAUACCUGUGAUCUUUUAACUGCAUAUUAACUUGCAACCAGUCUCUUUUGUUGCCAUAUUUUGAAAAUGAAAUAAUUUACUGAAUCGAUAUUCAGAGGAAUUUGUUUCUCUCCAAAAUUGAUUCGAAAUUACAAUUUCAUUAUUUAGUGUAGUUAUUUUACACCAAUAGAAGUUAGUGACUGGUCCAUGUUCACCGACAAGGUCACUGCACUUCACUGCCAACAAAAAAGAAAUACUGUGAAGGGCUUUGAGAUGUGCUUCUGUCUUGAAGGGUGUUCUAUCUGUCAGUCAAUGAACUAAAUAUAAUGCUGUACGUAAUAAAAUAAUCGAAGUUUAAAACCA